CAAACAUACACGCGCGCGCGUACACACACACACAACCCCCGCCUUCCCCAAAUAACUAUAUAUCUUUCAAAACUUGCAUGUUUCUGUGCAGCAGUGCAGACGAUAGACGCGGAUCCACAAUCCCCUACAAGUAGCUUUCAGAAUCCCACCAACCCCAAAAACGCUGAAACAAUACAAGAAGUAACUCCUUAAAUGUCAGUUUACAUAUAUUUUUCGCCCCCAGAUUAAUCAUAUUUUUUAGUCAUGGAUACCGAAGAAGAACCACCUGAAGCAAUCACGAAGCAGCCAGCGAAUCAACCGAAGACAAAGACACGUCCUCCAGCUGGUGGAUCUAAUGAAGUUGGUGAGGGUCCUGAAAUCCCUCUACCUCAUCCAGGUGCUGGACCUGAAGUAGCUGUAGCUGUUCCCCCUCUUUCUACAUCGUCGCGCGGAAGAAACUGGUCAACGGGUCUUUGUGAGUGUAGAGAAAGUAUUGCAGAUAACUGUGUGUUAUCAUUUUGGUGUUGGCCAUUCAUGAGAUGCAACCUUGCCAAGCGUUUGAAUGAAUCUCGACUGACGUCUCUCUUUCCUUGUAUCGUGUUUGCUAUGCGAGUAAAAGUGAGGGCAGAGCUAAAGAUAGCGGGAACAAUACCCAAUGACUUUUGUGCUGCCUUAUGCUGUGAGCCGUGUGUUAUGUGUCAAAUGUCCAGAGAACUGCAGGAAGUUAAUCGUUAAACAAUACAAAACAUUUCGUUUC
Molecule: messenger RNA, 736 nt
Organism: Octopus bimaculoides (California two-spot octopus)
Lineage: Eukaryota; Metazoa; Mollusca; Cephalopoda; Octopoda; Octopodidae
Product: placenta-specific gene 8 protein
Source: RefSeq, a predicted model, not a curated record